This is a messenger RNA of Radiomyces spectabilis, 1485 nucleotides long. RefSeq names its product fumarate hydratase. NCBI's taxonomy places the organism in Eukaryota, Fungi, Mucoromycota, Mucoromycetes, Mucorales, Radiomycetaceae. Gene Ontology annotation, molecular function: fumarate hydratase activity. The record is from RefSeq and is a predicted model, not a curated record. The coding region runs from base 69 to 1472 and encodes 467 amino acids. Gene Ontology annotation, biological process: tricarboxylic acid cycle; fumarate metabolic process; malate metabolic process. Gene Ontology annotation, cellular component: tricarboxylic acid cycle heteromeric enzyme complex; mitochondrion. The transcript has 8 exons.
CAAAUUUUAGUGCCUUUUUUCUCUCUUUAUUUUGAGCCUUUUUUUUUUCUUUCACUUUCCUAAACAAGAUGGCAUCCAGCAACUCCUUUCGAACCGAACGCGAUACCUUUGGCGAGCUUAAAGUGCCUUCCAACGUCUACUGGGGCGCACAGACCCAGCGAUCCCUGCAAAAUUUUGAGAUUGGCGGCUCGAGCGAAAGAAUGCCCCCAGCAUUGAUCAGGGCUUUUGGUAUCUUAAAAAAGGCAGCGGCUCUGAUCAAUGUAGGUUAUGGCCUCGAUAAAAAGUUGGCCGAUGCUAUUGUUCAGGCCGCAGACGAGGUCAUUGACGGCAAACUCAUGGACCACUUCCCACUGGUGGUUUGGCAAACGGGAUCGGGUACCCAAACUCACAUGAAUGUGAACGAGGUUCUUUCCAACCGUGCCAUUGAAUUAUUGGGUGGCGAACUUGGAAGUAAAACGCCUGUGCAUCCCAACGACCAUGUAAAUAUGAGCCAGUCAUCCAAUGAUACAUUUCCAACGGCAAUGCAUAUCGCUGCUGUGUGUGAAAUCAAUGAUCAGUUGGUUCCCGCAUUGACAGCCUUGCGUGACGCAUUGGAUGCCAAAUCGAAAGAAUUUUCGGAUAUUAUCAAAAUUGGACGAACUCACCUGCAGGACGCCACUCCGCUUACCCUGGGUCAGGAGUUCUCGGGCUAUGUCCAACAACUUACGUAUGGCAUUGAGCGUAUCAAGGCCACCCUUCCUCGUCUGUCCCGUCUGGCUCAAGGUGGUACAGCCGUAGGCACAGGUUUGAAUACGCGAAAAGGUUUUGACGUGAAGAUUGCGGAGACGGUGUCUCAAUUGACCGGCUAUUCGUUUGAAACGGCUCCUAACAAGUUUGAAGCGUUGGCCAGCAAUGACGCGAUUGUUGAAUGUUCCGGUGCUCUCAAUACUGUGGCUGUCUCUUUAAUGAAGAUUGCCAACGAUAUCCGCUGGCUCGGUUCGGGUCCCCGUUGUGGACUCGGUGAAUUAUCGUUGCCAGAGAAUGAACCUGGCUCGUCCAUCAUGCCGGGCAAAGUCAAUCCCACGCAAUGCGAAGCAAUGACCAUGGUAUGCGCUCAGGUGAUGGGAAAUAAUACUACUAUCUCCAUUGCAGGCAGCCAAGGACAAUUCGAACUGAAUGUUUUCAAGCCGGUGCUUAUCAAAAACCUGCUUCAAUCGAUUACCUUACUUUCGGACGCUUCUCGAUCGUUCACCAAGAAUACCGUGGUCGGUAUUCAAGCCAACCGUGAUAAGAUUAAUACGAUCAUGAACGAGUCUCUUAUGUUGGUCACUUCGCUCAACCCCAAGAUUGGCUAUGACAAAGCAGCACAAUGUGCGAAAAAAGCACAUAAAGAAGGCACUACUUUGAAAGAAGCAGCAUGCUCUCUUGGCUUCCUGACGGAGAAGGAAUUUGACGAAUGGGUCAGACCUGAAAAGAUGAUUUCUCCAGAAUAAAUUUUUUUUGGAU